AGUUAAAAGGAGUCAGGAGGGGGGAAAAGGGGGAGUGUUUCUUUUAAAAAGAGAGUGAGAUUGGAGAGGAGGACACAGGCACUCCAAACCCUGUCUGUGCUUGGUAUAUUAGGCAGCCAGUGCUCUUGGCUGUGAGCCCAGACGAGGCUUUUGUAAUCAAAACAUGAUCUUGUAUGCUGUGCAACCAGUGCUGAGAAAGGCCGUCUGAUGGCUCUCCUCUUUUAGCUCUGCUCUGGAAUCCGCCGGGCUGCGCCGAUGUCCAACAUGCACCGAGCUGAUGCUGCUGUGGAUGAUAUUGUGUUAAGGAAGAAAGAGCAGAAAGAUGUUGAACUCGAUAAGAAAAUCUUGGCCUUGCGGAAGAAGAAUGAAGCGCUGAUCCGAAGGUACCAGGAAAUAGAAGAGGACAAAAAGCGAGCAGAGCAGGAGGGAAUGGCUGUUACCUCCAGGAGACCCAAGCAGGAUGGACUGACUAUUACCAUCACCAAAGCUCACAACGACCUGAAAGAUGCAAUUACCCAGACUGAACACUAUGGACAAGAUAGCCCAGCCCUCUCGAUGGACAAAAGGGUGGUGAGUGAGAAAUGGGCAAGCCCCUGUCCUGCGAGCUCUGGGUUUGGCAUUGGCAGCGAGGAGGAGGAGGAGGAGGAGGAAGCAGAUCAUAUGUUCACAUUCAGGAUGGGGAAGAGGAUGCAGCUGGCUGUUACCAUGGACAACAAAGCAAAGGGCAAGCGGAUCGUCAGCGAGAAACGUGCUGAGAGCUUCCCCGGCCCGGGCCGGGUGCCGGAGCUGGGCGAGGAGGACACGGACCACUUGGUGGCUUUCCGGCGGGGCAGGAGGAUGCAGAUUGCCAUCACCAUGGAUAACAAGGAAAAGGCAGAGGAGCGGAGAACAGCAGAGAAGAGGAGAUCAGACAGUGACAGAGGCCCAGAAAGUGAACACGGCUGGAAGGAUGGUGGGAAGUCAGUGCAGAAGAGCCCUGGAGACCUGAGUUUCCCCAUGACUGGCCGGGAACGCUCGGAGUACAUGCGCUGGAAGAGGGAGAGGGAGCAGAUUGACCUGGAGCGCCUGGCACGGCACAAGAACGCCAAGGGCGAGUGGCGGCGGGCGUGGGAUGUGGAGAAGUCAGAGCACAUGUUUGAAGAGGACUUUGUUAAGGAUGGGGAGCCAGCCUUGGAUAAUCCCAGCAAUAAGAAAGGGGGAAGAAAUGCAAGGAAAUUUCAGCACAGGUCCUUUCCUGCCGAUGGCAGAGGCGGAGGACACCACGGGGUGAAUGUGAGCGACCCUGGCCUGAAGGCAGUGCCUGCCGUGAGCAGCCGUGCCAAGGGGAAGGACAGACUGACGGGCAGAGCCAGAAGGUGGGAUGCAAAAGAAGGCGAGGACAUGUCUUUUCUGAAGGAUGACCUUGAUGGCCAGAGGAGCCUCGGUGUGGACAAGCGGAAGAGCAGAGGAGAGGAGGGGGUGGAGGAGAACUGCACAGCUGAGCAGGAGGAGAAGGGGAAGCAGCCAAGCCUCCAGGAUCACGGGGCCUCCUCGGCCCAGCAGCUCCGAAGAGAAGGCGGGAAGGUCCAUCCUGCCCACAACGGGCAGAAGGAGGAGCGGAGGGGGGUGAAGGGCUGCAGCACAGAGGUGUCUGUGACCAGCACAGGGGACUCAGAGCCAGGGCCCAAGCCAAGCAAGGAAAGUGUUGGGGAAGAUGCCAAUGGGAAGCCUGGCACUGCUGACACCUCCCAGAAGAAGGAGAGCACUGGCAGCACUGCUUCUCCAAGCAGCCUCCCAAGCACUGUGCCAGCCACCAGUGAGGAGACUUUGUCCCUGCCCGUGGGAGCAAAUGUAGAUGGAGCUGGAUCAGAGAAAAACCCAGUUUCACAACAGGAGUCCUCCCAGGACUCCUCAAACUGCCACGGAGAACAGCUGGACACAGCAGCAGGAGACAGACUGGAUGCAGAUCAAGGACAGCUGGUGAACAGAGGAGAGGAGGAAGUGACCCAAAGCACUGCCCUGGAGGGGCAGGCACUUGCACUGAAAGGAGGAGAAGAUGCUGAAAGCAAUGAACACCAGGAGCCUUUGCCUCCAGGGAAAGCCAGCUCUGACAAGACUGUUGUGCCUGAGCAGGACACAGCAAAGGCCCAGUCCAGGGAAGGGGACCAGCCUGAGGACUGCAAGGACAAGGGCACUGGGGAUGCCCUCAACUAGCACAGGUUGCACCGGCUUGCCGGAGACAGAAGGAUAACGUGCUGGAGGCGGUGGAGGAGAAGAGAAGAGGAGCACAAGCUUGUCCUCGCUCUUUUACCUUCUAUGAAAUCAGCUUUCAGCACCUGCCCUGUGCCCAGCACCACCCCACUCACAGUUCUGGCAUCCCCCUUCCCUCUCCGUGUGCCAGAGGACAGGGAAGGGUGCCCACACUCGCACCCUACAGCAAAACACCAUCACUUAUCUCUUUAUUUGUUUGCCCUAUAUUGCAGCUGUGUGGCAAGCCAAGGAAAUGUCUAUUGGAUGCACUUUAUUUUAUUUAAUGACUAAUUCUGUGUAGAGUUAAGGUUUGGGUUUUGGGGCACGCCCCCCGUUUUCUGCCCUGGAGGCUGGAGGGACCUGCCCUUGUCGGGGCUGUGCCAAUGCCUGGAGCAGCAGGAAGGGGUGGCUUGUGAGGGUGUAGUUCAUAGGUGGGUGCAGAAAUAGCAUUCAGAGCUCUGGUACUAGAGGUUUGCAUGUGGUUGAAGUGUUGGCAGAGGUGUACAGUAGUGGCAGGGCUGUGGACGGACGGAUGGAUGGAGCACGGCCAUGGGGCACAGAGCUCCAUGUGCCAAGCACAGAUCCCCCCAGCACCUCCCCUGAACAGCCUCCAGCUCUCCCCUGCCAGAGGCUGAGAGCACAUCAAGACACCGCUGUGUGCCAAGG
This is a messenger RNA of Empidonax traillii (willow flycatcher), 2895 nucleotides long. RefSeq names its product coiled-coil domain containing 9B (gene CCDC9B). The record is from RefSeq and is a predicted model, not a curated record. NCBI's taxonomy places the organism in Eukaryota, Metazoa, Chordata, Aves, Passeriformes, Tyrannidae. Bases 256 to 2193 code for a protein of 645 amino acids. The transcript is spliced from 14 exons.